AUGUCGGCCACAAAAGCCGCCAGAAUAGGAGAAGAGACGAAGGUUGACAAGGUGAAUGCGGAACUGGUCACUCUGACAUACGGCACCAUUGUCGCGCAGCUCUGCAACGACUAUGACCAUGACUACAUCGAGGUCAACCGGCAACUAGACAAGAUGGGAUAUAAUAUCGGAAUGCGCCUGAUUGAAGAUUUUCUCGCAAAGUCGAGCGUGGGGAGAUGUUCAAAUUUUAAAGAGACCGCAGAUAUGAUUUCCAAGGUUGGCUUCAAAAUAUUUUUGAACAUCACGCCUACUGUGACGAAUUGGACUAGCGAUAAUAAGCAGUUUUCUCUGGUUUUUGAUGAGAAUCCGCUUGCGGACUUUGUGGAGCUACCGGAUGAUGGACGGGCACAGGAUGAACUAUGGUAUUCAAACAUUCUAUGCGGCGUGCUAAGAGGCGCAUUGGAGAUGGUAAUUGCGCCCCUAAAUAUUCUCCAGCCUAAGCUUGCUCGCAGUUCCACUAAACAGAUGACUAUGAUGCAGGUACAAAUGCAGGUAGAGGCACAUUUUGUGAGUGAUGUUCUACGCGGAAACGAUACGACAGAGAUGCGGGUCUCGCUGGUGAGGUACCUUGAGGACGAAAUGCCGCCUGACGAUGAGUGA
Messenger RNA from Coccidioides posadasii C735 delta SOWgp, 639 nucleotides. The record is from RefSeq and is a predicted model, not a curated record. NCBI's taxonomy places the organism in Eukaryota, Fungi, Ascomycota, Eurotiomycetes, Onygenales, Onygenaceae.